CAAUGUUGCCUAGCCAACUUGUUUAGAAGAGCUCAUUUCUAAAAGAAGCUGGAUCUUGGGAGCAACAGAGAUUCUCGAUUUUAAGAAAAUUAAGUUUGCCAUGAAAGGAUAUUUGAAGAUUUGACUUUUCCAAGGAUAAGUGUGUCAACGAUAUUGCCUGUACAAAUGUUGAAGACAGAAUCUCUUAGCACUUUAAGUGAAAGGGAGGAUGAUAUAGAUGAUUUAGAUGGUUCUAUCAUUUGGUCUCAAGAUGAUCCUUUAUCGUCAAAUGAAAUACUGGAAACAGAAACACAGUCAGGACCUGGAGGGGAUGCAACUCCUGGGAAUGUUUCUUUGUGCAGACUUUGUGCUGGAGAAGCGAUCAAUCCAGUAUAUAUUUAUUCUGAAUUAGGGGAAUCAAUGAGGUUGGCGCAUAAAAUAAACACUUGCUUAAGUAUUAAGGUUCGAAGAACCGAUCCAUUGCCAAAACAGCUUUGCAUUACGUGUGUCGAAAAAAUGAACUGGUGCGAUGAAUUUGACACACAGUGCAUCAAAGCCGAGGAAACAUUAUUGAUGAUGUUAAGAGAGAAACCGUAUUCCAACAUUCCUGAAGUAAUUACUACUGAAAUAUUGUGCGAUCAAAAAUCUUGUCCCCUUUGUCUAGAGGGAUACAUGAAGACAACAAGAUCCUGUUUAAAUGAUCCCAAGAACAUGGAACUCUAUGACAGCGAUAUUGUUCUCGAGAGUAGUGACGAGGAGCAAGCAUUCAAUGAGCUCACCGUUAACAAAGAAAUUGGAAGCAACGCAAUAAUGCUGCAGUGUUUAGGAAGUAGUCAACAGUACUUAAAAUGUGGGGCAUGCAUGAAUUUGUACCAUACGAAAGAAAUGCUCGACGAACAUAAAUGUAAGCCCAGUAUUCAAAACACAUCUAAGCCAUACAAAUGUCUAACAUGUAAUGCAACAUUUACGUUUGAAGAACGACUGAAUUUUCAUAUGCAGUUCCAUAUGGGUGCUAAGGCAUUGUACUGUGAAAUUUGUAAAGUCACUUUUGGCAAGGAAUUGAAACUGUUUUAUCACUAUAAGCGAUACCACUGUAAAGACACGACUGUAUCCUGCUUACAGUGUGGAAAAUUAUUUGAGAGUCAGGAAGAACUCCGAGUACAUGUUUGCAUGGACGGUAAAACUCGACCGCACGUGUGCGAAGUAUGCAACAAAGGUUUUUCUGAUGGAUACACAUUGAAACGCCAUAUCGUUACUCACCUUCCUGAAAAGCCUUAUAAAUGUUCAGAGUGCACAAAAAGUUUCACACAAAAAUCCAGAUUAAAUAAGCAUAUAGCUGGACAUGGUUUCGUCAUAGAGAAUACACAAACAGCCUGGAAAUGUGUGCAAUGUGGGGAAGCAUUCAACUCCUGUGAUGACGCUGACAAUCAUUACAAGACUCAUGAGGACAAAAUUACUUUGAUCGAAGAACUCUCUACAUCUAAGGUAUAUCACUGUGAAUUUUGCAAUAGUUAUUUUACAGACAUGGAUAGUCUGAAGUCUCACCAGAAUCAGCAUAUAGUGGAAAAACCUUACACCUGUAAUUUAUGUAAAUCCAUAUACAAAUCCUUUGCCGAGGCAGUUCUCCACUGGAAAGAGCAUCCUAGAACGUUUAAGGUUGUCAUUGUAUUUUUGUGCGAUAUGUGUAACAAAGAUACAAAGGAAUUAUCUUUGCUAUAUAAACACAAACAAAAGAGGCAUCAUCACGUGCCAAGAAAAUCUGAAACAGGAGAUGCGAAAUUUAUCUGUGAACUUUGCGGUAGCAUUUUUGACAGGAGUGAAGAUGUUCGAGAUCAUGGUCGCGAUCAGUGUUCUAAAUUUCCCUGUGAUAUAUGUGGCAGCUUGCUACCCACAGCGAAUUCUUUGAAUGCUCAUAAGAGAAGACACAGUGGCUUAAGACCCUAUGUUUGUAACAUCUGUGGCAAAAGUUAUACUCAAUCUAGCCACAUGUGGACUCAUAAAAGAUUCCACAUGGGUGUAAAGCCCUAUGCCUGCGAAUACUGUGAUCAGAGAUUUACAAUAAAGCCUGACUUGGCAGAUCAUACUAGGAAAAAGCAUACCAGGGAAAGACCUUUCAAGUGUGACGUUUGUCAUAAAGCCUUUCUCACAGGAUCUGUCUUUUAUCAGCACAGACUAAUACACAGGGGCGAUCGAAGAUAUAAGUGCCAUUAUUGUGAGAAAGCGUUCACCAGAACAGAAGCUUUGAACAACCACAUUAAAAUACAUACAGGAGAAAAGCCGCAUGCCUGUGACGUAUGCGGACGUUGCUUCAGACAGAAAGGAGACAUGAGAAAGCACAGGCGCACUCAACACACUGCCAAGCAAGAUAUGCAGUGAUAAAUGUCCUUGCAUUCCAAUAUUUCUACACGUCAUGACACAUUAUUGUUGUACUUCAGUUUGUUUCGGUGCCUACUGGAACUACCGAUCCUCAUUAAUAAAACGUACAAAUUCUUAAUCUUUUAUACACUGAUUUUAUAAAUGUAUUAAAAUAUUGUGGUACCACAAUGUAGUCAUGCAUGAAGACUAGCCAGCAGUGUUGCCACUGUCGCGAUUCAGUAGAAAUUGAGAAUUAACAUUUUUGCAACAAAGUGAAUAAAAGGUUCUGAUUGGCUAAA
Orussus abietinus is the source of this 2633-nucleotide messenger RNA. RefSeq names its product zinc finger protein 678. Bases 166 to 2355 code for a protein of 729 amino acids. Gene Ontology annotation, molecular function: zinc ion binding. Lineage: Eukaryota; Metazoa; Arthropoda; Insecta; Hymenoptera; Orussidae. The record is from RefSeq and is a predicted model, not a curated record. Gene Ontology annotation, cellular component: nucleus. The transcript is spliced from 3 exons.